Messenger RNA from Trematomus bernacchii (emerald rockcod), 2288 nucleotides. It is a transcript of the gene eif2a, whose product is annotated as eukaryotic translation initiation factor 2A. Gene Ontology annotation, biological process: translational initiation. Lineage: Eukaryota; Metazoa; Chordata; Actinopteri; Perciformes; Nototheniidae. The record is from RefSeq and is a predicted model, not a curated record. Gene Ontology annotation, molecular function: mRNA binding; tRNA binding; translation initiation factor activity. Gene Ontology annotation, cellular component: cytosolic small ribosomal subunit.
UCUUCUUCUUCCGGUUCACGCAAACAUGGCGCAACCCAUCCCGCUGUUAGCAGUGCGAGGGUCAGACGGCACCUCUCUGCUGUCCGGACCCACCUGUGAGCCGCUGGCCAACUUCAACAGGGAUGCGCGGCCCUCCAGGUGUGUGACCUUCAGCCGAGAUGGGUCUCUGUUCGGCUGGUGCAACGGACACAGUGUGUCUGUGGUGCGGUGUGCAGACGGCUCCCUGCUCUCGACCUUUGACCUCCCUAAGACCUCCGUGCUGAAGAUCUCUCCUCAGAACACCGUGCUGGCUACCUGGCAGCCCUACAGCAAGGCUCAGGACAGUGCUCAGGGAGACCCUAACCUCCAGCUGUGGGACGUACAGAGCGGUCAGCUGCUCAAAGCUCUGUUCCAGAAGAAGAUGGAGUCAUGGUGUCCCAGCUGGUCUGCAGACGAGCAGAUUGCAGUGCGGAGCGUCAACAACGAGCUGCACUUCUACGAGAACAACGACUUCAACACGAUCGCCAACAAGCUGCACAUGCAGAAGGUCUCAGACUUCACGCUCUCUCCUGGGGGGGCGCCCAGCAAGGUGUGUGUUUACGUCCCGGGCAGUAAGGGCGCCCCCUCCUUUGUGAGGCUGUAUCAGUACCCUCAGCUCGGGGGGCCGGGGGCCGCACUCGCUAACAAGAGCUUCUUCAAGGCCGACAGGGUCAGCAUGACGUGGAACAACAAGGCGUCGGCGGUGCUGGUGACAGCGAGCACGGAGGUGGAUAAGAGCGGAGCCUCGUACUACGGCGAGCAGACGCUCCACUUCCUGUCUGUGAGCGGGGAGACAGCACUGGUGCAGCUGCAGAAGAACGGGCCCAUCUACGACGUCUCGUGGUCUCCCAGCUCUUCUGAGUUCUGUGUUGUUUACGGCUUCAUGCCGGCCAAAGCCACCGUCUACAACCUGAAGUGUGACCCGCUGUUCGACUUCGGGACGGGACCGCGCAACGCCGCCUACUACAGUCCUCAGGGUCACAUACUGAUCCUCGCAGGCUUCGGGAACCUUCGGGGUCAGAUGGAGGUCUGGGACGUGAAGAAGUACAAACAGGUGUCUAAGCCCCAGGCUCCGGACGCCACCCACUUCUCGUGGUGUCCUGACGGGGAACACGUGAUCACGUCCACCUGCUCGCCCCGGCUGAGGGUCGGGAACCGGUUCCAGGUGUGGCACUACGGGGGGGCUGUGGUUCACAAACAGGAAGUGGCUGAGGGCACGGAGCUGUGGGAGGUCCGCUGGCAGAACCUUCCUCCAGGUAGCUUCCCCCAGAGGGCUGUCAGGUACCAGCAGGAGGCCGGACCCCUGGGGAGCACCCAGCCCCCCCCCACUCAGGCAUACCGUCCCCCCGCACUGAGACACCUGCCCCCCGCUGAGAGGGCCCGACUGCACGAGGAGGAACCCGCUCAGAACCUCCGACCCGGAGACAAGAGUCUCUCUAAAGCGGCUCUGAAGAACCAGAAGAAGAGGGACAACAAGAAGGCCGCCAAACAGGAGUUGAAGACUGACCCUCCGUCUGACCCCGCCCCCGUCAGCAACAACCAAUCAGAGCCGAGCAUCGGAGAACCGAGGACCGACAAGAAGAUCAAGAACUUAAAAAGAAGCUGAAAGCGACUCGAGGAGCUGAAGGAGCAGCAAACGUCUGGGAAAGUUCUCCAGAAGAACCAGCUGGAGAAGCUUCAGAAGGAGGAUCAGCUGCUGCAGGAGCUGAAGGAGCUGCAGAUCAGCCUGUAGACAAACACACACACACACACACACACACACUCACACACCAAAGAGAAAGAGUGUGUGUAAGAGACAUUUUUGGGAGGACGGGUGAGGGGGUGGCUUUUGUUCACAGGUGUGUGUCCCUCACCACACACACACACACACACACACACACACACAGACACACACACCGUUUCCUGCUUCCUGUUUUCAUCCAGCUGUUUAUCGCUGAGGACUGGACUCAUUCUUCUUCUGUGUUUGGAGGCUGCUGCAAGGGCAUUCUGGGAAAUGUAGUUGUGUGUGUUAAUGAAAUAAAAGAUGAAAUCACUGCAGAGAAAGAAAAAAAAACUCUCAGACCGAAAACUGAUUAUUUCCCAACAUGUUGAAAAGUUCCUUUAACAUGCAAAGUGUGUGUGAGUGUGUGUGUGUGUGUGAGUGUGUGUGUGUGUGUGUGUGUGAGAGAGAGAGAGAGAGAGAGAGAGAGAGAGAAGCCCUGUUGCUAUGCAACUUCUGUACAGAUGCUGAAGCCGUUGUUCCUUUCAGAAUAAAAGCCUGAAUCCAGUUG